AUGGAUACAACAAGGUCACUUGCUAUUUAUUUUCAAAUGGCGACUGGAAACGGACAUAUAGGAAAAGAAAAAUGUACUAGCAAGGCUAUGGAACGUCGUAAUGCAAGAGAACGAAAUCGGAUAAGUCACAUGAAAACACAAUUUAAAAAGUUACAGACUAAACUACCAGAAGAUUGGCAAACUAACAAAAUGAGUAAACUUGAUGUUUUGAAAAAGACUAUUCGAUAUAUUCGUCAACUUGAAGAUGUGUUAUCUGGAAAGCAGCAAUUUGAUGUCGAUUUUUGGGCUAUGUGUAACCCAAUGAUUCAAAAUAAGAACGAUUUCAGUGGCAGUUCGCAGACAAUAAGAACAGUUAAAUAUCAGUCAGCACAACUUAACAAAGCAAAUUGCAAUCGUCCUAAACGUGAAGAUAAAUCGUCAGAUUCGGGUCAAGAUGAAACAGAAGAUAUCAUGCAUUCAUCGGACAAUGUAAAAAAUUGUGUAUAUUCAGAAAACAGUCAGUAUAUGUCUUGUGGAUCUAUAACAACUUCUCAAUGGACUGAUAAAAAUACUAAACAAAAUGACAUACAACAUGAUUUGGAUAACAUCUGGAUAAGUUGA
Lottia gigantea (owl limpet) is the source of this 600-nucleotide messenger RNA. RefSeq lists its product as hypothetical. Gene Ontology annotation, biological process: regulation of transcription by RNA polymerase II; developmental process. Gene Ontology annotation, molecular function: RNA polymerase II transcription regulatory region sequence-specific DNA binding; protein dimerization activity; DNA-binding transcription factor activity, RNA polymerase II-specific. The coding region runs from base 1 to 600 and encodes 199 amino acids. The transcript has a single exon. The record is from RefSeq and is a predicted model, not a curated record. NCBI's taxonomy places the organism in Eukaryota, Metazoa, Mollusca, Gastropoda, Lottiidae.